AUGUCGGCCAAAAGCGUCAAAGGUGAAGGCGGCAAGAAACCGGCCAGUGCGGCCACAAAUCUAAUCGCCGGCGGUGGCGCAGGCAUGAUGGAAGCCCUGGUCUGCCACCCGCUCGACACGAUAAAAGUGCGAAUGCAGUUGUCCAGAAGAGGAAGAACCCCGGGGACGAAGAAACGAGGAUUUCUGAUGACCGGAAGGGAUAUCGUCAAACGGGAAACAGUCUUUGGUCUAUAUAAGGGAUUAGGCGCCGUUCUGACCGGUAUCGUUCCCAAGAUGGCCAUUCGAUUCACUUCGUACGAGUGGUAUAAGCAGUUACUGGCAGAUCAAGACGGGAAAGUGAGCUCGCGGGCGACAUUCCUAGCUGGACUGGCUGCCGGCGUUACAGAAGCAGUUGCAGUGGUGACCCCAAUGGAGGUUGUCAAAAUUCGAAUGCAGGCCCAAUAUCACAGUCUCUCGGACCCGCUCGAUGUUCCCAAGUACCGCAGCGCCCCUCACGCCCUCAUGACCGUCAUCCGGGAAGAAGGCGUCGGGGCCAUCUACCGCGGUGUCUCCCUCACCGCUCUACGACAAGGCACAAACCAAGCGGUCAAUUUCACCGUAUACACGGAACUGAAAGAGAUGUUGCAAAGGUGGCAGCCAGAAUACGAAAACAAGAAUCUACCGGGAUAUCAAACAACGGUCAUUGGGCUAAUAUCUGGCGCCAUGGGUCCCUUUUCCAAUGCCCCAAUCGAUACGAUCAAGACACGAUUGCAGAAGACCCCCGCAGAACCUGGUCAGACCGCCAUGUCAAGGAUCAUGAAGAUAUCUAGCGACAUGUUUAAGCAGGAAGGACCCAGGGCGUUCUACAAAGGUAUCACGCCCAGAGUGAUGCGUGUCGCGCCUGGACAGGCAGUAACAUUUACCGUCUACGAAUAUUUGAAGGGAGCUCUAGAACGGAGUAAUCUCAUGUUCGUGGGAGGGAAGUACGAGGAAUGA
Cladophialophora psammophila CBS 110553 is the source of this 975-nucleotide messenger RNA. RefSeq lists its product as uncharacterized. The transcript is spliced from 2 exons. Bases 1 to 975 code for a protein of 324 amino acids. The record is from RefSeq and is a predicted model, not a curated record. Gene Ontology annotation, biological process: transmembrane transport; succinate transport; fumarate transport. Lineage: Eukaryota; Fungi; Ascomycota; Eurotiomycetes; Chaetothyriales; Herpotrichiellaceae.